AUGGGCGGAGGUAACGCGCAGAAAUCGGCCACCAAGCGGGCGCGCAACGCCGAGAAGGCGGCCAAGGCGAACAAGGGCUCGCAGCUCAAGGUGAACGCGUCGGCGAUGACGAACAAGUGCAGCGUGUGCAUGACGCAGUUCAUGUGCACCGCUGCCAAGCGCAUGCUCCAGGAGCACGUCGACGGCAAGCACCCAAAGAAGACCUUCGAGGAGUGCUUCCCGGACUUCACCGAGGCGUAG
Molecule: messenger RNA, 240 nt
Organism: Pedinophyceae sp. YPF-701
Lineage: Eukaryota; Viridiplantae; Chlorophyta; Pedinophyceae
Source: the annotation of a GenBank genome assembly